Molecule: messenger RNA, 246 nt
Organism: Perkinsus marinus ATCC 50983
Lineage: Eukaryota; Perkinsozoa; Perkinsida; Perkinsidae
Exons: 3
Coding region: 1-246 (81 amino acids)
Source: RefSeq, a predicted model, not a curated record
AUGUAUCGUAUGAUAGAGCUUCCCAUCUAUAGAGAUGCUCAGUGGACAUUGCCCAUCCGUAUAUGCUGCUUUGGUAGGCAACGACAGGAGCGUCUGCAGAUAGUGUCUGAGGAGCAGGAGCUUAUGGACGAGGAUAAUGACAAUUAUACCGAACGAGCUUUACACGCAUACAGGAUGGGGUAUUCUAAGAAGCGACGUAGGAAUGAUGCUGAUGAAGAUGACGAAGAAGGAGGCUAUAGAGAUUAA